This is a messenger RNA of Magnolia sinica, 867 nucleotides long. RefSeq names its product agamous-like MADS-box protein AGL61. The coding region runs from base 1 to 867 and encodes 288 amino acids. The transcript has a single exon. Gene Ontology annotation, biological process: regulation of transcription by RNA polymerase II. Lineage: Eukaryota; Viridiplantae; Streptophyta; Magnoliopsida; Magnoliales; Magnoliaceae. Gene Ontology annotation, molecular function: protein dimerization activity; DNA-binding transcription factor activity, RNA polymerase II-specific; RNA polymerase II cis-regulatory region sequence-specific DNA binding. The record is from RefSeq and is a predicted model, not a curated record.
AUGGGGAAGAGAAAAAUUCCAAUGGCGAAAAUCGAAAAGAAAUCAUCUCUUCUCGUUUGUUUCUCGAAAAGAAGACAGGGUCUUUUCAAGAAAGCUUUUGACCUAUGCUCUCUCGGAGGCUCCCACAUUGCCAUUCUCGCUUUCUCUCCGGCCGGUAAUCCCUUCACCUUCGGUCAUCCAUCCUUCGAUUCCGUCAUCGAUCGGUACAUCGAACAAUGCAGCGGCAGCAAUGACAACUUUCCCUCUCCUUCCUCAUCAGCCCUUGGAUCGUCUCAUUCCGUUGCCCAUCUUGAUGGUUUAAAUCAACGUCUUUUCGACAUCCAGUGGCAGCUCGAUGAAAAUGUGGAGAAGAAUCGUCGACUAAAGGAAGGAAACCCUAAACGGGGAUGGUGGGAUUUGGAUGUUGAGGAUCUUGAUGUGGGCCAGCUGGAGACGUUUCUAUCAGAAUUGCAAAAAUUCAGGGAAGUUGUGGCAUCACGUGUUGUGGAGGCUAUCUCUGAGGAGGGUUUGGAGAAGAAGGAGAAAGUUGCACGUGAGAUGAAGGCUUUUGAGGGUUUGGUGAAGAAGGAGAAAGUUACGCGUGACAUGAAGGCUUCUGAGGGUUUAGAGAAGAAGGAGAAAGUUGGACGUGACAUGAAGGCUUCUGAGGGUUUGGAGAAGGAGACGGUAGGGUUUUGGGAUAUGGUUUCACGUGACAUGAAGGCUUCUUCGAGCAAGAAGGAUUUAGAAGAGGAGGUAGGGUUUUGGGGUAAGCAGUGUUUGGAGGAGGAGGUUGGGUUUUGGGAUAAACAGAGUCUGAAAGAGGAGGCUGGGUUUGGGAGUUCCAAAAACAGCAUUUUGAUUGGAGAUGAGGAAUUUUUAUUCUAA